Aphidius gifuensis is the source of this 1776-nucleotide messenger RNA. It is a transcript of the gene Mad, whose product is annotated as protein mothers against dpp. Gene Ontology annotation, molecular function: DNA-binding transcription factor activity, RNA polymerase II-specific; I-SMAD binding; RNA polymerase II cis-regulatory region sequence-specific DNA binding. Lineage: Eukaryota; Metazoa; Arthropoda; Insecta; Hymenoptera; Braconidae. Gene Ontology annotation, cellular component: heteromeric SMAD protein complex. The record is from RefSeq and is a predicted model, not a curated record. The transcript is spliced from 2 exons. The coding region runs from base 313 to 1743 and encodes 476 amino acids. Gene Ontology annotation, biological process: regulation of transcription by RNA polymerase II; BMP signaling pathway; cell differentiation.
UGCUGUACUUCUCAGUUCUCCGCCAUAAUUGUGUAUUCGUGUAACGUAACGCAAGUUGCAACGCAACGCUAAGUCGCUAACGCUGUAAAACAAACGCCAUCAAUAGCUAGAGCUACAUCCUUAACUCUUAAGUAUUAAUUGCAGUGGUGGUAAUGAUGAUAAUGAUGAUGAUUAUGUUGAUUAUGAUGCCAAGAAUAAGUAGCCAAGCAUAAAACAAGCAUUUUUGUAUUGUUGUGAUUGUCGAGUGUAAUUUGUAGUUGUGAUAAUAUAUUGAUUGAUUGAUUGAUUGAUAAAAUAUAAAAAUAUAAAAUAAUGGAUGACGAAGAAGGUUCAUCAAGUUCUGGACCAAUGUCAUCAUUAAAUAGUUUAUUUUCAUUUACAAGUCCAGCAGUUAAAAAACUACUUGGUUGGAAACAAGGUGAUGAGGAGGAAAAAUGGGCUGAAAAAGCUGUUGAUUCAUUGGUUAAAAAAUUAAAAAAACGUAAAGGUGCUAUUGAAGAACUUGAACGUGCAUUAAGUUGUCCAGGUACACAAAGUAAAUGUGUCACAAUACCACGUAGUCUUGAUGGACGUUUACAGGUAUCACACAGAAAAGGUUUACCACAUGUUAUAUAUUGUCGUGUAUGGAGAUGGCCAGAUUUACAAUCACAUCAUGAAUUAAAACAUUUAGAAUUUUGUCAAUAUCCAUUUUCAGCAAAACACAAAGAAGUAUGUAUUAAUCCUUAUCAUUAUAAACGUGUUGAAAGUCCAAUAUUACCACCAGUUUUAGUACCAAGACAAUCUGAAUUUCCACCUGGUCAUUCAUUUUUAUCAUUUGCACAAGUACCAGAACCAAAUAUGCCUGAUAAUGUUAAAUAUACAAUGAAUGGUAGUUUUACAACAAGUAGAAAUGGUCCAACAUCACCAAUGUCAUCAAUUGGUUCAUCACCAAGUCCAUUAUCAUCAUUAAAUCCACAAAGUCCAUAUGGUUCAUCAAAUGGUUUACCAGAAACACCACCACCAGCAUAUUCACCAUCAGAUGAUGGACAAUCACCACCACCACCAUCAUCAUCAUCAUCAACAACAAAUAAUCCAUCAUCAGAUCAAUCAGCAAUGGAUACAAGUAUCAGCAAUAAUCCAAAUGAUGUAUCACAAGUAUGCUAUCAAGAACAACCAUACUGGGCAUCAAUUGCAUACUAUGAAUUAAAUUGUCGUGUUGGUGAAGUAUUUCAUUGUCAAUCACAUUCAGUAACUGUUGAUGGUUUUACAAAUCCAAGUAAUAAUGAUCGUUUUUGUCUUGGACAAUUGUCAAAUGUCAAUCGUAAUUCAACAAUUGAAAAUACAAGACGACAUAUUGGUAAAGGUGUACAUUUGUAUUAUGUUGGUGGUGAAGUUUAUGCUGAAUGUAUGUCUGAUUCAGCAAUAUUUGUACAAUCAAGAAAUUGUAAUCAUUCACAUAGUUUUCAUCCAAGUACUGUUUGUAAAAUACCACCUGGUUGUUCAUUAAAAAUAUUUAAUAAUCAAGAAUUUGCUCAGCUUUUAUCACAAAGUGUUAAUCAUGGAUUUGAAGCUGUCUAUGAACUAACUAAAAUGUGUACAAUAAGAAUGUCAUUUGUCAAAGGAUGGGGAGCAGAGUAUCAUCGUCAAGAUGUUACAUCAACACCAUGUUGGAUUGAAGCACAUUUACAUGGACCACUUCAAUGGCUUGAUAAAGUUUUAACUCAAAUGGGAUCACCACAUAAUGCCAUAAGCUCUGUUUCAUAAAUGAGAUUUUUUUUUUUUUUUUUUUUUUUUUUU